CUGCGGAUGUUAACGGACUCACGUGUCGCUGCUCGGCUGGUUUCCUCGUUGUCUCUUGUGUUGUGGACUCGUUGUGUUGUGUUUUGUGUUGUGCACUCGUUGUGUUGUCUCCGUGUCUCCAGGAUGUCCGCGUCUCUGCUGCGGAGAGGACUGGAGCUGCUCAGCCACGACAUCAAAGACGUCAAUAAAGGGAAGAAGAAGAAGAGGAAGCAGCAGCAGACCCCCAGCUCAGCCACCGUGAUGGACCUGGUCAGCACCAAGCGGCAGGGGGUCACCAAGCAGGUCAAGCUGCUGCAGGGGCGCCAGGGCCACGGCAAGAGCAAAGCCACGGUGAAAAACAAGAGGAUCAAGUCUGCAGUGGAGGAGUUCAGGAAGAAGCAAGGGAAGAGCCACAUGGAGGCAAACCUCAAGUACUUUUUGGGAACCGUCUGCAAAACCACAGAUAAAGACACGUCGAAGAUCCAGAAUCACAACACAGGGAGACAGUCCAGGGAUCACCCGGAGCCACCGGCCAAGGAGCCCAAGGCGGUGGAGUCGGUGUUCACAGAGAAGGAGUUCCAGCAGUUCCAGAAGGAAUACUUUGGCAGGACUGUCGAGCAGAAGAAAUGAAACAAACACAAAGACACUGCAGCAUGAGGAGAGACGUCUGGGCUGCAUUUUGUGGAUCAGAGUAGAUUCCCUGGACCGGGCUAUGAUCUGGAAGUUGGAUCGACUUCACGUCUCAUAAAGAAAGAAGGAAACCAGGAGGAGAAACGCUUGUAUUCGCUGCUGGUGUUUGGACUUCACACACGGGGAACAUUUGAUUUACCAGCAUGGAAUAUAAUGGGCUGUUAUUCAUACAACAUGAGGAAAAAGAAAUGUAAUUGUGCCUUGAUAUUUUAUAGUUUAACCAUAAACUUGAGUAACAAAACGACAAAUACAAUAUAAAUUGAACGGGAAUUAAGAAAAUAAACUGUAAACAUAAAUACACAUCAUUUCUGCAUUAUUUAUUCUAUAGAAUGCAGUUUUCAAAUCAGUGCAUACUGGCUACUAGAUACUUUUGGACAGGCUCUGGUUAUAGACGUUG
This is a messenger RNA of Limanda limanda (common dab), 1066 nucleotides long. RefSeq names its product ribosomal protein S19 binding protein 1 (gene rps19bp1). NCBI's taxonomy places the organism in Eukaryota, Metazoa, Chordata, Actinopteri, Pleuronectiformes, Pleuronectidae. Gene Ontology annotation, molecular function: enzyme binding. Gene Ontology annotation, cellular component: nucleolus. The transcript has 4 exons. The record is from RefSeq and is a predicted model, not a curated record. Bases 7 to 609 code for a protein of 200 amino acids.